Pseudogymnoascus destructans is the source of this 741-nucleotide messenger RNA. RefSeq lists its product as uncharacterized. Lineage: Eukaryota; Fungi; Ascomycota; Leotiomycetes; Thelebolales; Thelebolaceae. The transcript is spliced from 2 exons. Bases 1 to 741 code for a protein of 246 amino acids. The record is from RefSeq and is a predicted model, not a curated record.
AUGUUCUCCACACUCCCUCCUUCUUCCCACCACGCAUUCCAGUCAUCACACUAUGCACCAGUAACACCAUCGCCGCUUUCAUCCUCGCCUUUACGCGCAUCACCCAAUCGCGAUGACAUCUUCAGCUUCGACAUGGCAAGCCUAACGCCGCCACAGACGAACCAGACGGAGCGAAGUAGCGAGGGUGCAUAUUCUGCGCGACAGACAAAGAAGAACCCCUUGAUUCACAGGAACGACAAUGACAAUGGGCGGGAAACACGACGGAAGUUGUUCUUACGACGCGUGAGGCAGGACAACGAAGAUAAGAGAUGGGAGAAGAGGGGUGGCGAUGAUGAGAUUAUGCGCACUAUCUGGAUUGCGGAGCAGAAGCGACGAGAAGAGAAACGAGCAAGAGAUGCUCAAGCCUGGGCUGGCAUUGAUGAGGAGGACUUGGACGAGGGCCAAUCGACGGAGAUUGGAAAAGUCAAUCCCUCUCAAGAUGAAGAAAUGGUCGAUGAGGUUGCACAACAGGAAGACGCCGAGAUGGAGGCUAUGUUAUCGAUGCUUGACGCGGAGUCGUGGGAUCCACCUCCGAAUCAAAGGAACCAGCACGAUGACAAUAAUACACCAUACGGUAGCGACGACGACGAGUACGACCAGUUGUUCAUGGAGAUCGGCUUUGAUGAAACGGGUGGUAACCCAGCCUCACCUCCCGUACAAAGUGGACGAGAGGCGGACCAGGAUAUGAUGGACAUGAGCUAG